Molecule: messenger RNA, 816 nt
Organism: Colletotrichum acutatum
Lineage: Eukaryota; Fungi; Ascomycota; Sordariomycetes; Glomerellales; Glomerellaceae
Exons: 2
Coding region: 1-816 (271 amino acids)
Source: RefSeq, a predicted model, not a curated record
AUGACGUACAAGAUCUUGCACAGGAAAUGGCUGCUGCGAAAAUGGAUGUGGACGCUCAUGCCGCUGGAGUUGGCCGGCCUCGUUCCGCUCCUCGUCCUCUUCGGCAUCGCGCAGCCGGACCUCUACCGGACCAAACUCUGGGAGGUUGGCCACGCCUACGGCUUCAACUCGAACCCAAAGAUGAUUCUCUACGCCUACGCAAACUAUGAGCCAUACCCCAAGGUCCCCUUUGUAUGGACACGAACGCUCACAGACUUCAACGUCGCCAUCUCGGUAAUCACCCUCUUCCUCCUCCUCACCAAACUCGUCGCCUUCAUUAUGAAGUUCUGGUUCCCCCUCCUCGCCGCCGGCAUCAACGUCGCCAUGGUCGCCCUCUACACCGUCUCCGUCUACGGUCAAAUGGGACCCGACCACGCCGACCCGCGCUACCCGUCCUCCAUCGCCUGGUACGUCGCCAAGUCGUGCGACUACGCCCGCCCCUUUAGCGCCUACAAGAGCUGCCAGCUCGCAAAGGGCACCUUCGCCGUCACGGUCUACAUGCUCGCGCUCUACCUCGCCAACUUGGGCAUCGCGCUGUAUGUGCUUUGGCCGAACGCGGGCGAUAAAGUGGAUGGUGACGAGGACGAGGAUGGCAAGGGCAGCGACGGCAGCUCGCCGGUGGAUUAUGCGAAGGAGGGGAGGGAGUGGGAGAUGAGGGAUUGGCAUGCCAAGGGCGGGCCGGCGAGUCCGCGGGUCGGGGUUGUGCCGUAUACGCCCAGGACGCAGGCUUUCCAUACGCUUGAUAGGAAGUUGCCGUUGAGGCAGCAGUAUGGCUAA